Molecule: messenger RNA, 1044 nt
Organism: Brassica rapa (field mustard)
Lineage: Eukaryota; Viridiplantae; Streptophyta; Magnoliopsida; Brassicales; Brassicaceae
Product: cytochrome c1 2, heme protein, mitochondrial
Biological process (GO): mitochondrial electron transport, ubiquinol to cytochrome c
Cellular component (GO): respiratory chain complex III
Molecular function (GO): heme binding; electron transfer activity
Source: RefSeq, a predicted model, not a curated record
AUGGCUUGGAGUGUCCAACCUUCCCUUGGCCUCAUGAUGACAUUCUCAGCUCCUACGACCAUGUUUCUAUGGGAGAAAAAUGACGAAGUUCAAGACUGGCUUAUUAUAACGUUCGGUGGUUGGUUUUAUAGCAUCACCUUUGCUAUUUUAUGCAAGGCACGUCACAAUGGCCAAAACUAAUACGUCUUUGCUCUUUUGACUGGUUACCGUGAUCCUCCUGCUGGAAUUUCGAUAAGAGAAGGGUUACACUACAAUCCUUAUUUUUCUGGUGGAGAAAUCGCUAUGCCAAAGAUGCUCAACGAUGAAGCUGUUGAAUAUGAAGAUGGAACUCCUGCAACGGAAGCUCAGAUGGGUAAAGAUGUUGUAUCAUUCUUGUCCUGGGCAGUUGAACCAGAAAUGGAAGAGAGGAAAUUGAUGGGUUUCAAGUGGAUAUUCUUACUGUCAUUGGCUCUGCUUCAAGCUGCAUAUUACAGGAGACUGAAAUGGUCAGUUCUCAAAUCUAGGAAGCUGGUUCUUAACGUGGUCAACUAAUAAGCCCGUGAAGAUUACCCGUUUUCCUCUCUUGCUAAUUGUCUUUUGGAGAGAAAGUGACUUCGCAAGUCUUUUGUUUAUCAUUCAUUUGGUCUUGUUUCAACCAGAAAAACAAUUUUAUUAUGUAUAAUCAAAGUGAAUCUGAAUUUUGUACAAUAAAAUCAAAUAAACUGAAUUUUAUUUAAUAAGUAAUGUUUCUAAUAAUUUAUUUUAUAAUGAAUGUUAAAUGUAAAAAGUUAAUAAUACAAUAUAAUAUCUGAUAGAUUUAUAAAAAAAUUACGUUCGUGUUUCUGAUUUAGAGCUUGACUGGUUUCUCCGCUACCACUCGCAAACACAGCUUUUGCGGUUGGCAGCGGUUGACAGCGUUCCAAAACAAUCAUACAAACCGCUACAAAUCGCUUCUAACCGCUCCGAACCUCUUAAAAUCAAAAGCUGGUUCCAGCUAGCGUUUGCUGUUGCGGGCGGUUGCGGAAGGAUAAUUUUUAUUUCUUUUUUUAAAAAACCAUAUAAAUA